AUGCCGCGCGCCUUUCUCCUGUGCAAUCAAAGAUACAAACCCAAGUGGCGAUUGGCGCUUCGUCAUGCGGUCGAAGAAUUGGAGGCCGAGCGUGAAGUGCCGCAAGGGGAACUCUGGGCUCAGUCCGAAGAUGACAUGGAUCUCACGGAAGCUAAAAGAACACUUGCAGAACUCGUCCCAGUGGCCAUGAGUCCCCGGAGUGAAUCGAGUGACUGUGUUGUGCCGCAGUUGACUACCUUGAACGAGAGUCCGAGUGGCUCGAUGAUGGAGGCCUUGCUGACUCAGGUUGAAGAAAACGACAAUUGCUUUGAGUGCAAAACAUGCGACGAAGGUUUCGAUCCCGAGGAAAAACUCGAAGGCCAUAAGGACAUCAAACAAGCAACCUGCAAAAAAUCUCGUCGCUGUCCACAUUGUGAUAAGGAAUACGUAUCUCUUCCCGCGUUGUCGAUGCAUAUAAGAACUCACGGAGCCGGUUGCCAGUGCCCCUAUUGCGGGAAGCGCUUUUCCCGACCUUGGCUGCUCCAGGGUCACAUCAGAACCCAUACAGGCGAGAAGCCGUUCACCUGCCCUCAAUGUCGCAAGGCCUUCGCAGACAAAUCCAAUCUGAGAGCUCACAUUCAGACGCAUUCGCAGACGAAGCCUUUCGUGUGUCCCCGGUGCAACAAAGCGUUCGCCUUGAAAAGUUAUCUCUAUAAGCACGAAGAGAGCUCGUGCCUCAAGAAGUGA
Messenger RNA from Galendromus occidentalis (western predatory mite), 726 nucleotides. Its product is annotated as zinc finger protein SNAI2-like. Lineage: Eukaryota; Metazoa; Arthropoda; Arachnida; Mesostigmata; Phytoseiidae. Gene Ontology annotation, molecular function: DNA-binding transcription factor activity, RNA polymerase II-specific; RNA polymerase II cis-regulatory region sequence-specific DNA binding. The record is from RefSeq and is a predicted model, not a curated record. The transcript has 6 exons. The coding region runs from base 1 to 726 and encodes 241 amino acids. Gene Ontology annotation, biological process: regulation of DNA-templated transcription.